Messenger RNA from Emiliania huxleyi CCMP1516, 1067 nucleotides. RefSeq lists its product as hypothetical. The transcript has 4 exons. Bases 74 to 724 code for a protein of 216 amino acids. NCBI's taxonomy places the organism in Eukaryota, Haptophyta, Isochrysidales, Noelaerhabdaceae. The record is from RefSeq and is a predicted model, not a curated record.
CAAGCCAAGGGGAAGGGCGAGUCUCGUCGUUGUGUCAAAGGUCUCUCCAUUCGCACCGUUCGCACCGUGCAAGAUGGACUGCCUGUUGUCGGGAGAACACGAUCUGGAGAAAUGCUUUGCUGAGGCUGUCAAGGUUGGCGAGCUUCCCGCUUCUGGCUGGCCUCGUUUUGACUUCGUCCUCCGACGCGGCAACGGCACGACUCUCUGUUCCGAUCACGAGCGCUCGCCUGGUUUCUUUCUUUUCCUGCGCAAGGACCUCCUCGCCGCCACGCCGAUGUCGCGAGCAGACUACCAAUGGAUCGAGGCGAAAGCCGGGCAGACGGGCUGGCUCUUCAAGGCGGCGCGGAAGGCUCUGGUCGAAGGAAUCCACCCACGCUCGCCCUGCGAAUACUCGUUCGAGCCGGAGGCACGCUGGGUCGAGAUGGCGUGGCUGUUCCGCGGCGGGGGCAAGGGCAGCAAGACGGCCGAGGAGGUUCGCAGUGUGCGCGUGAACAGCCCGACCGCCGCCGGGCGGCCUCCCCUCGACUGGGCCGUGCUCAACCGGCAGGCCUUGGCGGCACGGCGCAAGCGGCUCGCCUUGCCUGCGCUGCAGCUUCAGAAGAAGGUGUCCUUCCAGGGCUCGGAGGAGGUCAUCGGCGCUCUGGACGACAUGCUGGCGGCCAAGGCGAAGGCCGAGUCGCCAAAGGCGUCGAUGGAUCUGACCGAUUUCAUGCUCACCGGGUGAUCGCGGGUGUGAUCGACCUAGACUACCGGCGGGUCGCAACGCGAGCGCGGGCGAAAGUACACGCAGGCGGACGCGAGUCCUUUCUCCGUUUCGCGCGGGUCGACUCAGGCAUUGCUGCAUGAUCCUACGUGUUUGGAGAGAAUCGAGUUUCGAGGGUCUCACGGUGCUCCCCCACAGGCAUGACAUGAGAGACCCUCCGCUCCUCCUCCUGAGAUGUGUUCGUUAGUUAGGGCUUAGUGGCCCCUGAAGAGAGUUUGUUUGUUUGGCCCCUGUGUUUAGUCUAUACGCGGUGUGUGUGAGUUGGAGAGUUCUUUGCUCGCCCUCUGAAGAGAAUCGGCGACUC